Messenger RNA from Anguilla anguilla (European eel), 6149 nucleotides. Its product is annotated as hemicentin-1-like. NCBI's taxonomy places the organism in Eukaryota, Metazoa, Chordata, Actinopteri, Anguilliformes, Anguillidae. Gene Ontology annotation, cellular component: external side of plasma membrane. The record is from RefSeq and is a predicted model, not a curated record. Gene Ontology annotation, biological process: cell surface receptor signaling pathway; positive regulation of T cell proliferation; T cell costimulation. Bases 166 to 4746 code for a protein of 1526 amino acids. The transcript has 19 exons.
AAAAAAAUAUGGACAUGCUGAGCGAGUCCCGAUUGGUAGACAGGAAGAUUUGACAAAAAUGAAACCGAAAGCAACUAACACACGAACAAGCAGUUUGUUUUACACAGCAACACGGAAAGGACUUGGCUAUUCGUUUACUUAAAUUCACUUGCAUUAAGGAGAAAAAUGGCAUCUGUCAUCUGGAUCCUGUAUGUAGUAUUGUAUGCUGAAUUCAUGUGUGCAGUGUCUGCUGACAAGUUGGUCUCCCUGAAUUGCCAGGAUGAAAACCAUGGAGUCCAUGGCAAGGACUCUUUAUUGAAAUGCUUUCUGAAUUCUGGUGGGGAAAGCGUGAUGGUCACAGCGGCAACAUGGAGGCGGCCAGGAGGGAAGCGUCCUUUACUAAUGUUUAUAAAUGACAAAGUUAAAAUGCCGGAAGAUCCACGAUUCUCCUUUAAGCAGUUACAGGUGUCUGGCAGAAACAUAGACGUGUCCUUUCUGGUGAGAAACACAAUGAGGACAGAUGAAGGGAAAUAUGAAUGCGAAGUUGUAACUGACAGCGGUGAAGCCAAAGCAGUUGUAAGCCUUUCUGUCACAGCCACUUACUCCAAACCAGACAUGAGCUCAGUUCCGGAGAAAGACCUACAGGAGGACAUGGAAGUCACAUUAUUCUGCAAUGCCUCUGGGGGUUACCCGGUUGGCAUGAUCCACUGGUACGACCAGCAUGGCACCAACUGGACCCGCAGUGCAGAAAUGACGGUGGUGGAGACCACGGACAAACGCACGAACUUAUCCAGCAAGUUCACGCUUAGGGCUUCCUCCAUCACUCCUCAGUAUCGGUGCUUAGUGUUAAACAACAAUGGUGUGGAAGAAGGAAAGGCAGAAUUUGACCUUAAAUUUCGGGAAAAUGAGUUGGUCUCCCUGGAUUGCCAGGAUGAAAACCAUGGGGUCCUUGGCAAGGACUCUUUAUUGAAAUGCUUUCUGAAAUCUGGUGGGGAAAGCGUGAAGGUCACAGCGGCAACAUGGAGGCGGCCAGGAGAGAAGCCUCCUAUAAUAAUGUUUAUAAAUGAAAAAGUUAGAAUGCCGGAAGAUCCACGAUUCUCCUUUAAGCAGUCACAGCUGUCUGGCAGCAACAUAGAUGUGUCCUUUCUGGUGAGAAACACAUUGUGGACAGAUGAAGGGAAAUAUGAAUGCAUAGUUGAAGCUGACAGCGGUGAAGCCAAAGCAGUUGUAAGCCUUUCUGUCACAGCCACUUACUCCAAACCAGACAUGAGCUCAGUUCCGGAGAAGGACCUUCAGGAGGGAAUGGAAGUCACAUUAUUCUGCAAUGCCUCUGGGGGUUACCCGGUUGGCAUGAUCCACUGGUACGACCAGCACGGCACCAACUGGACCCCCAGUGCAGAAAUGACGGUGGUGGAGACCACGGACAAACGCACAAAUUUAUCCAGCAAGUUCACGCUUAGGGCUUCCUCCAUCACUCCUCGGUAUCGGUGCUUAGUGUUAAACAACAAUGGUGUGGAAGAAGGAAAGGCAGAAUUUGCCCUUAAAUUUCGGGAAAAAGAGUUGCUCUCCCUGGAUUGCCAGGAUGAAAACCAUGGGGUCCAUGGCAAGGACUCUUUACUGAAAUGCUUUCUGAAUUCUGGUGGGAUAAACGUGACGGUCACAGCGGCAACAUGGAGGCGGCCAGGAGAGAAGCCUCCUUUAAUUAUGUUUAUAAAUGACAAAGUUAGAGAGCCAGAAGAUCCACGAUUCUCCUUUAAGCAGUUACAGAUGUCUGGCAGCAACAUAGACGUGUCCUUUCUGGUGAGAGACACAGUGAGGACAGAUGAAGGGAAAUAUGAAUGCGAAGUUGUAACUGACAGCGGUGAAGCCAAAGCAGUUGUAAGCCUUUCUGUCACAGCCACUUACUCCAAACCAGACAUGAGCUCAGUUCCGGAGAAGGACCUUCAGGAGGGAAUGGAAGUCACGUUAUUCUGCAAUGCCUCUGGGGGUUACCCGGUUGCCAUGAUCCGCUGGUACGACCAGCACGGCACCGACUGGACCCCCAGUGCAGAAAUGACGGUGGUGGAGACCACGGACAAACACACAAACUUAUCCAGCAAGGUCACGCUUAAGGCGUCCUCCAGCGCUCCUCUGUAUCGGUGCUUAGUGUUAAACAACAAUGGUGUGGAAGAAGGAAAAGCAGAAUUUGACCUUAAAUUUCGGGAAAAUGAGUUUCUCUCCCUGGAUUGCCAGGAUGAAAACCAUGGGGUCUAUGGCAAGGAAUCUUUACUGAAAUGCUUUCUGAAUUCUGGUGGGAAAAACGUGACGGUCACAGCGGCAUCAUGGUGGCGGUCAGGAGAGAAGCCUCCUUUAAUAAUGUUUAUAAAUGACAAAGUUAGAGAGCCAGAAGAUCCACGAUUCUCCUUUAAGCAGUUACAGAUGUCUGGCAGCAACAUAGACGUGUCCUUUCUGGUGAGAAACACAUUGUGGACCGAUGAAGGGGAAUAUGAAUGCGAAGUUGUAACUGACAGCGGUGAAGCCAAAGCAGUUGUAAGCCUUUCUGUCACAGCCACUUACUCCAAACCAGACAUGAGCUCAGUUCCGGAGAAGGACCUACAGGAGGGAAUGGAAGUCACAUUAUUCUGCAGUGCCUCUGGGGGUUACCCGGUUGGCAUGAUCCACUGGUACGACCAGCACGGCACCAACUGGACCCGCAGUGCAGAAAUGACGGUGGUGGAGACCACGGACAAACACACAAACUUAUCCAGCAAGUUCACGCUUAAGGCUUCUUCCAGCGCUCCUCUGUAUCGGUGCUUAGUGUUAAACAACAAUGGUGUGGAAGAAGGAAAGGCGGAAUUUGACCUUAAAUUUCGGGAAAAUGCUUCAGGUGGUGAUUGUGCAUCCAGCUCUGCAUGUCCCUCAGGCAGGUGGAGUUGCAGGCAGGAACCUUUGUGUCCGAUGGGGAGAGGGAGAGAAGCUGAGUGUCGUUUGCAUUGGCAUUGGCUUUGGCGUCGGCAUUGGUAUUGGAGUGAUAGAAGCUGGGACCAAGGGAUCUGGUGUAGAAGAAGAGGAGAAUGGGACGAAGGACUGAUCCCUUGGAAACUCCGGUGGCAAGGGGUCGGGGUGGUGAUACCUUACCCGCCCAGGCAACCUUGGAGGAACGGUCAGAGAGAGUUGGUCUCCCUGGAUUGCCAGGAUGAAAACCAUGGGGUCCUUGGCGAGGACUCUUUACUGAAAUGUUUUCUGAAUUCUGGUGGGAAAAACAUGACGUUCAUGUCGGCAUCAUGGUGGCGGCCAGGAGGGAAGCCUCCUUUAAUAAUGUUUAUAAUGGACGAAGUUCUAGAGCCAGAAGAUCCACGAUUCUCCUUUAAGCAGUCACAGAUGUCUGGCAGCAACAUAGAUGUGUCCUUUCUGGUGAGAAACACAUUGAGGACAGAUGAAGGGAAAUAUGAAUGCUUUGUUGUUACUGACAGUGGAUAUGCCAAAGCAGUUGUAAGCCUUUCUGUCACAGCCACUUACUCCAAACCAGACAUGAGCUCAGUUCCGGAGAAGGACCUUCAGGAGGGAAUGGAAGUCACAUUAUUCUGCAAUGCUUCUGGGGGUUACCCGGUUGGCAUGAUCCACUGGUACGACCAGUACGGCACCGACUGCACCCCCAGUGCAGAAAUGACGGUGGUGGAGACCACGGACAAACGCACAAACUUAUCCAGCAAGUUCACGCUUAAGGCUUCCUCCAGCGCUCCUCUGUAUCGGUGCUCAGUGUUAAACAACAAUGGUGUGGAAGGAGAGGCGGAAUUUGACCUUAAAUUUCGGAAAAAAGAGUUGGUCUCCCUGAAUUGCCAGGAUGAAAACCAUGGGGUCCAUGGCAAGGACUCUUUACUGAAAUGCUUUCUGAAUUCUGGUGGGGAAAGCGUGAGGGUCACAGCGGCAACAUGGAGGCGGCCAGGAGAGAAGCGUCCUUUAAUAAAGUUUAGAUAUAACAAAGUUAGUGUCCGAGAAGAUCCACGAUUCUCCUUUAAGCAGUUACAGUGGUCUGGCAGCAACAUAGACGUGUCCUUUCUGGUGAGAAACACAGUGAGGACAGAUGAAGGGAAAUAUGAAUGCAAAGUUGUAACUGACUCUGGUGAUGCCAAAGCAGUUGUAAGCCUUUCUGUCAGAGCCACUUACUCCAAACCAGACAUGAGCUCAGUUCCGGAGAAGGACCUUCAGGAGGGAAUGGAAGUCACAUUAUUCUGCAAUGCCUCUGGGGGUUACCCGGUUGGCAUGAUCCACUGGUACGACCAGCACGGCACCGACUGGACCCGCAGUGCAGAAAUGACGGUGGUGGAGACCACGGACAAACACACGAACUUAUCCAGCAAGGUCACGCUUAGGGCGUCCUCAAUCACUCCUCAGUAUCGAUGCUUAGUGUUCAACAACAAUGGUGUGGAAGGAGGAAAGGCGGAAUUUGCCCUUAAAUUUCGGGAAAAAGAGGGGGACCAGGGCAGCAUGGGCAGCAUGAGCAGCACGGCCAGCACGGCCAGCACGGCAGUCCUCGUCAUCGUCAUACCCCUGCUGUGCGGCCUGCUGAUUUUGGCUCUGCGCAGACAGCGCGCUCAGCCGGCCCGAAGGCUGUCAACUCACCCCAUAUUGGGGGCGAUGUAUCCAGAGGGUUCAGACAUGAUGGAAGAAGGCUUUCUCAAAAAAGGUGUCCAGGCAAUGCAGUGGAUAACAAUCUCUUCUUGUUCAACAAGUUCGGCAGGUUUGAACAAUGGCAGAUCAAUGGAAUUAAUUCCUCCAUUUUUUUAAACUUUUGAAGCUGGAUUAUUGCCCCUUCAGGAUUGUGUGUAAUCCUUAUAGUAACAAAUCGCUGCAGAUUCUGGGGAAAUUGAGGAUUUUUACAGACGGCUUCCCUUUUUCCCCCCCAAAAAGAUCAUCACGUCCUUUUCAUUUCCUGAUAUGGAACCUCAAACUGAAGUUUGUGGAGACACUACAUUGUAUUAGUGAUGUGAGAAUGUAAUGCUCAAAACGAGGUAUCACACAAGUAAAAUAACACAAACAAUAUGGGGGAAAAAAAUAACAGGGCAACACAGUUCAGUCGAAUUGUGGAACGUGAUCACGAACAAAUUUACAAAAUGUCAAAACAUACAGAACAAUAUAAUACAAUAAGCUUGUAUAUAGUGCUCAUUGUGCUGUGCAUUGAAGAGCCAUUAAAAAAGAAUCAUAGGAACAGGCCCCUGAGAACAGGCAAGGCCUAGGCUGUGUCCAAAACCGCUUACUUGCCUACUACUAACCACACUGGAUAGGAAAAUUAAGUAUAUCAAAUUUUUAAAAAUGCACUUAAAAUCUUGAUAUAUUUAUUUGGGGGUUCGGCUGAAUAUACAUACUUUUCAGAAAGUAAGCCAUACGUUUUUUUUUUUUUAGGACGCCUCACAGGAAGAAGCGGAGCCAUCUUUGGGUCCCAUCAAUUAGAGAGCAAGUCUUUUUACUGCAAGGGCUACUUUGCAUUACUCAUGACACUUCCGCAGUACGAUUGGAAAAAAGUGUGAGGAAUAUUUUUAUAAAUUUUAUGUUUAGUCGCCAGUACAUAUUCUGAGCACACAGUAGUUUAGGAGGCUGUUUUGGACACGGCCUUAAUGACUGAUAUUUGAAGUCUGAUCAACUGAUGUUUUGGAUUUUGGUUACAAAGACAUGGUGCAGAGCAGCCUAAACCUAUGCCUCGGAUUGCUUUGUUGUGAGGUCUGUGUCUGCAGACCGCAGAAACAGGAUUUCCAAGAUUUUAAAGUGCUCAUGUGCUUUAUAGGUAGUGAGGUCCUAGUUUAAAGGGGGCAGAACAGCAACCGCGGUGCAGAAAAUGCUCUGCGCAGCAUCUGUGAAAAAGAACAGUGUUAGUUAAACUUGGAACUAUACAGUGGAUCCCAACGUGAACUUUGUUGUCGCUAAAUUAACACUACAGUCCUAAGAGUCCAGGACACCAACAACAAAGCAUUAUAAUAAUUCAACCUGGUGAUUGUACAGGCGUUUCCUCUGCAUUCGCAUUGUCAUUACAAGGGUUAGUCUAAACUUUACUGCAUUGUGCAAUUUAGAUGAAGUUCAUUUGGGCCCCAUUGUUGCACUCCUUGCCUUUGCGUUCUCACUGAAGAUAUUUUCGGACGUGAGUGUGUACAGAGAUGUUUUGUGCUGUACAUGUAGAAACAUGAUCGCUAUUCCUU